Protopterus annectens (West African lungfish) is the source of this 1420-nucleotide messenger RNA. Its product is annotated as indoleamine 2,3-dioxygenase 2-like. Gene Ontology annotation, biological process: 'de novo' NAD+ biosynthetic process from L-tryptophan. Lineage: Eukaryota; Metazoa; Chordata; Ceratodontiformes; Protopteridae. The record is from RefSeq and is a predicted model, not a curated record. Gene Ontology annotation, molecular function: heme binding; indoleamine 2,3-dioxygenase activity; metal ion binding. The transcript has 10 exons. The coding region runs from base 107 to 1336 and encodes 409 amino acids. Gene Ontology annotation, cellular component: cytoplasm.
CUGACAUACAUUUGUAUCAGCACUAGCCUUGCACUUUCUCUGACAGCUGAACCAACCAGCACACUUUUUCCAGCAGUGCUAGGUGACCGGCUUCACAGCAAAAGGUAUGGAAUCCAGGUUUGAUGCCCAGAAUGCAACAGUAGUUUUCAAUCUAGAAAUGUUUCAUGUGUCUGAAGACCAUGGAUUUCUUCUUCCCAAUCCACUGAAAGAACUCCCUGGAUAUUACCAGCCCUGGAUGGAAAUAGCACUGCAUCUACAUGACCUGAUUGAAAACCAUAAAUUGCAGUCUGAAGUCAACAAGUUGCCUCUUCUGAGGAUCCAGCACUUGAAUGGACAUCGUCAGCUCCGUCUUGCACACCUGAUGCUGAGCUGUAUCACAAUGGGCUAUGUAUGGCAGGAAGGGGAGCACAAUGCUGCCAAGGUAUUGCCGAAGAACCUUGCUGUGCCAUAUUAUGAAGUCUCAAAAGCCCUUGGCCUACCACCUGUUCUUGUUCAUGCAGAUAAUGUGCUGGCUAAUUGGAAGAAAAAGGAUCCUACAGGGCCCUUUGAACUCAAGAAUUUGGAUACCAUUGUGUCACUGCCAGGAGGUGAGAGUGCAGACAACUUCUUCAUUGUUACAGCUCUUGUUGAAAAAGCUGCAAUCCCUGGAAUUAAGGCAGUCAAAGAUGGAAUAAAUGCACUGUUGCAAGGAAAUGAUGAUGUUCUAGUGAGAGCUCUGCAGGAUCUUGCAGCAUCUAUUGCAGAUAUGAAGAAUGCACUGAAAAUAAUGCACGAUCACGUGAAUCCAAGAAUAUUUUAUGGAAUUAUAAGGCUAUUUCUUUCUGGUUGGAAGGACAAUCCAGCAAUUCCAGACGGCUUGCUCUAUGAGGAAGUCUCGCAGGAACCCCUACAGUAUUCAGGUGGAAGUGCUGCACAGAGCACAACCCUCCAGUGUUUUGAUGAGUUCUUGGGUGUUGUCCAUACUAAAGAGUGUGCUGAUUUCCUAAAUAGAAUGAGAGACUACAUGCCUCCAUCACACAAGGCCUUUAUCCAGGAGGUACAUGCUCUUUCUUCUGUCCGUGCAUACAUCAUGUCUGCUGGGAAUGUCAAGCUGACCACUGCCUAUAACUUAUGUAUCACAGCUUUGAAGGAGCUCAGGAAUUACCAUAUCAGUAUGGUUACAAGAUACAUCAUUGUAGCAGCUGCUAAUGUGAAAGCAGAUAAGGUCAGUCAAAACCAUGGGACCAAUCUUCAGAAAACAAAUUCAGUUUUGGAAGAAAGAGGAACUGGAGGAACUGGGAUCAUGUGUUUUCUAAAAAGUGUACGUGACACUACAAAAGCUGCAUUGAUGGUUUAGAUUUCUGGGGAGAUAGCAGUCCCCACUCCCCAGAUAUGAAAUAAUGACAGGAAAUCCUGUAAUAAAGGUUACGUUUUCUGAUAA